Nymphaea colorata (pocket water lily) is the source of this 3144-nucleotide messenger RNA. RefSeq names its product receptor-like protein 48. The transcript has a single exon. Gene Ontology annotation, molecular function: protein binding. Bases 1 to 3144 code for a protein of 1047 amino acids. The record is from RefSeq and is a predicted model, not a curated record. Lineage: Eukaryota; Viridiplantae; Streptophyta; Magnoliopsida; Nymphaeales; Nymphaeaceae.
AUGGGAUAUGAUUCGCCCCUUGCUGCCUUGCCAUCAUUCCUGCCACGCAACUCCUCCUCCUUCUUCUUUCUUUUCAUGAGUCUCCUGAUCAUCAGUGCCCCGGCUUAUGCUUCUAAGGAUUCAGCGCCUUUGUGCCUCUCUAACCAGAGUGCCGCCCUCCUCCAAUUCAAGCAAGAUAUUGCCCUUCAGCCCAGCAGGCUGAGCUCGUGGAAGAAGGGGACAAACUGCUGCCACUGGGAAGGCGUUACCUGCGACAAAACUGGCUUCCCUACUGCACUGCAAAUAUCCAGUGUUUCCAAUUGGUCUUUCUACUCCAACUGGCCUUUCUACAACAGUAGUAAGCUCGACCCUUCUUUAUUCGAACUUUCACAUCUUCGGGUUCUUGAUCUUAGCCACAAUGGAUUCGGUGGUGAAAUCCCAAAGAGGCUCGGGGAACUCACUCACUUGACUCACCUUGACUUGUCGUACUGUUUAUUCGAAGGAGCGGUUCCAAUGGAGAUCUCGCAACUUUCAAGGCUGGUCUAUCUUAGUCUCUCUGGAUAUAACUUACUACUCGAGAACAAUAGAUUUACCAAUCUUGUAAGAGGGUUAAGCAGUUUGCAGCACCUCGCCCUCGAUUACAUCCGCAUGGGCAGCAAAAGCGUGAGUGUGAUUACGAUGCCGUCCCUUCCAGGUUUGCAAACCCUCAGCCUAAGGAAGUGUAAUAUCUCUGGCAUUUUGGAUGAAUCCAUUCUCCAACUGCGCUCCCUCGCUUACAUGAAUCUGAGUCAGAACGAAUUGUUCUACAUACCAGAGUUCUUUCAGAAUUUCACCUCCUUACGGGUUCUCAAGUUGGAAGAAAGUUUUAUCCGUAGCUUUCCUUCAGGCAUUUUUCUACUGCCAGAAUUAGAGAUUCUAGAUGUCUUAGGUAAUGAUGAUUUGGUUGUGUCUCUACCCUCAAAAGCUAUUCCAUCAAGUAGCAACAUUCAGUAUCUGGGUCUAAGUCCUGCGAAACUGCAUGGUGACCUUGUGGUGCUCUCGAAUCUCACCAAAUUGACGCACUUGUACCUACGUGGAUGUGCAAAUAAUGGAAGCCUUCCAUCAACUUGGGCCUCAGAUAGACUAGUCGAAGUGGAUCUCUCAUCCAACAAUCUGAAAGGUUCUAUUCCUGAAGGUUUCUGUUCAUCCAGCCUCACUACCCUAAGCCUUGGGGGCAACUUCUUAAGUGGGACGAUUCCAUCUUGCCUUUUCAACCUACCCACUCUAGAGUACCUUGACCUCUCUGGCAACCAAUUGACUGGGGGCAUCUCUGCAGCCAUUGUAAAUCUCCCUUCACUAAAAAGACUAAUGCUCUCCAGCAACAUGCUAACCGGAAGCAUCCCCUCUUCUCUUCUCAACCUCCCCUCCUUAGAACUUCUGGAUCUUGCAAAUAACAGAUUCAAUGGUUCGGUUCCCAACUUCUUUAAUCAGCUUCCGAAGUUGAACUUUUUGCUUCUAGAGAACAAUUGCUUUAGUGGCAUCAUCCCUUCCUCAAUUAGCACCCUUUCUGCAUUGAUCAAAGCUGACCUUUCCUCCAACUGUUUUAAUGGGACUAUGGAUCUCUCCCCAUUCAUGAGCUUGCGAAACCUCCAAAUAUUGGAUCUUUCCAACAAUAAGGGACUGACAGAACUGGAACCGCCAAAUUCUAGCUACUCUUAUGUUGGCUAUUUGCAAUUUCUCGCAUUGAACUUAAGUUCAUGCAACAUCGACAGCUUUCCCCCAUUCCCUCAGAAAGUAAAUCUUGGUACCCUGGACCUUUCUAAUAAUAGGGUGAGAGGGAAGGUACCAUCUUGGUUAUGGAGGAAUUUUUAUCUGGUAACUCUACUUCUGAAUCAUAAUAACAUAGAUGGAUUUGAAGCAGUCAACGGUAGUAGCUUGCAGAAUUCCCAAAUUAGAUACUUCUCUGCCCUCAACAAUCGUAUUGUUGGAGAGAUCCCGACCUUCAUUUGCAAUUGGACUAAGCUCGAGGCACUGGAUAUUUCAAACAAUGUUCUCACCAGCACCAUACCAAAGUGUCUUUGCAGCCUUCCUCUGAGGGUCUUGAAUCUUGCAGAAAAUCAUUUGCAAGGUCAAGUUCCACCCAUGAAUGACACUUUGGAACUCGUCAGCCUCGGCAACAACUUAUUGAGUGGGAAAAUUGGUCCGAGGGCUUUCCACAAUUGCAUAAAUUUGGUGGUUUUGGAUCUGGGGAAUAAUCAGUUCAAUGACACAUUUCCCUCUUGGUUGAGCAGUUUUCCCAAAUUGAAAGUGCUGGUUUUGAGGGCCAACCAUCUCCAUGGACCCAUCACACUUUCUGGUUCAGGAGAAGCCUUUUCCUCUCUCCAUAUCUUGGAUAUCUCUGGCAACCAUUUAUCAGGGUCUCUUCCACAGGAAUUGUUUACAAGUUUAAAAGAUAUGAUGGUGAAUGAAUCAAAAUGGAAUGGUUAUCUCACCUCUAGGCUUGGCUAUUAUACGGUUUCAGUGGUGCAAACCUUCAAGGGAACGACUAUGGUGAUUCCAGAGAUUAGCAACACCAUGUUCAUCAUCGACCUGUCUAGCAAUAUGUUCUGUGACAGAAUUCCAGAUGAGAUUGGAAUGUUGAAGGGCUUAGUCUUACUGAACAUCUCCAACAACAAUCUGAGUGGCACCAUUCCAGAAUCACUUGGAAACGUGCAAUGGAUCGAAGCAUUGGAUCUUUCUAAUAAUCACUUGUCUGGAGGUGUACCGGUGGAACUCUCUAAUCUUACAUUUCUUGAAGUGUUAAACUUGUCAUACAAUGAUUUGCAUGGAAGCAUACCGCAAGGAAAGCAGUUCAGUACUUUUGAUGAAUCUUCUUUUGAGGGAAACCCUGGCCUUUGUGGGUCACAAGUGCAUCGGUCGUGCUCUGGAGGAAGAGAUAAUGAUGGUGUUCGUCAACAAGCAUUUGUUAACAGGAGAGGAAAUGAAGAUCAGAGAAAAAAAUGGGAGUGGAUUGGAGCGUUGGGUAUUGGAUUUGCCAUUGGACUUUUCAUGAUAACUCUACCCACCUUGUUGAUCGAAGGAUUUAGCAACUGGUAUUGGAAUUUAAUCGACAGAGUGGCCGAAUUUCUCAUGCAAGGUUUCCUCUAUAAAUCUUUCAAGUUCAAGCCUUCACGUAAUGCUAGGUAG